This is a messenger RNA of Penaeus vannamei (Pacific white shrimp), 1020 nucleotides long. Lineage: Eukaryota; Metazoa; Arthropoda; Malacostraca; Decapoda; Penaeidae. The record is from RefSeq and is a predicted model, not a curated record.
GAGGAGGAGGAGGAGGAGGCGUUAUUAGAAGAGAAGGGGAAGCGGGACCCCUUGCAGAAGCACGCCCCUCCUCGCCCCCCCUCCUCCCCGCCUUCUUCAGGAACUUGGCACAACAGGAAGCGUUUUCGCUGGAAGAAAAAGAAAAAGAAGAAGAAGAAAAAGGAAAAGGGACAACCGCGGAAGAGGAACAGAAGCGAAGGCAGAAGGAAGGGAGGAAAGGACGCGGAGAAAGGAGGAGAAAGAGAAAGAGAAGAAGUGGAAGAGGAGGAGGAGGGCGACGACGACGACAAGGAACCUCUUUCGGGUCCUCGUCUCGGCUCGAAGGACCUUCAGGACGGCGGUCGAGUCGAGGGAGCGGACGAGGACGAGCUGAGGUCGACCCGAGAGCUGGUGGUGGGCCUCGCCGACGCCCUGGAGGAGCUGCUCAAGGGCGGCUUCAAGGGAGGCGAGCAGGAGGAGGAGGACAGUGUGGAAGACAUAUGCGGUGCCUGGACAGGGUGUCGUGUCGAGCGGGCAUUGCAAGAACUCGCUCAAUUGCAAUCACUGCCCUCGUGCCCCUGUGUCUACCCGGCCGACCUGGUCUACCGAGAUGCAAUACACGACCCCUUGCUGAAUGCGACUUUCAGGUGGCUGGCGGUGAGCAGAACCCGAGAGAGAACCGACGUCUACCACCGAGGCGCCGACGUCUGCAUCCGCUCUCUGCUCCUCCCACGCCCGCGCUCGCUCGCCGCCCAGACCUGCUGCUACAGUAGGGACCGCCACCUCCUAACCCGGGGCAGUGGGGCGGGGAGUCCAGCGCUGGUGAGUCCUGAGGUGAAUCCUGCUCUCCAUCGCAAAGUGGACAUCCUUCCCUGGCUGGCCUGUCGAGGAAACUUUCUCAGGUAUCAAGCAGUUCGUCCCCCAAACAAUGGUCGCCACUGCUACACGAAUCCAGAUGACGCGGUUUAUCAGCAACAAAUUUACAUGGCUACUGAUUACUAAUCAGGAUUGGUCUGUUGAUUUACACACACACACACACAC